Messenger RNA from Salpingoeca rosetta, 4088 nucleotides. Its product is annotated as chaperone protein dnaJ. The transcript has a single exon. Gene Ontology annotation, molecular function: heat shock protein binding. Lineage: Eukaryota; Choanoflagellata; Craspedida; Salpingoecidae. The record is from RefSeq and is a predicted model, not a curated record. Gene Ontology annotation, cellular component: nucleus; cytoplasm. Bases 204 to 3764 code for a protein of 1186 amino acids.
CUUCACAAACGGCAACAACCAAUCAAGCAAGCAAAGCAAGCAAGCAAAGCAAGCAAGCAACUGAACGACUGAGCACAACAGCAGACGACAAACGACCGCACCCCCACCGGCCAUCGAGCGACCACCGUCUGUCUCACACUUUCCACGCGCCACUUAGCGACACCUUACAACAAGCGAGAACAGAAUAACACAGAUCCCCUCCCAUGAUGGACACGGGUCAAGAUGACUCCAGUAGCCCACAAGAGGUACCACCAGAGCACCAACAGCCGUCAACGAGCACAGAUGCUGCAGCGAGUGAUCACAACGUGCGUGAUGCAAGCACACAAGACAAGUCUCAGAAAGAGGAUGAGGAACAACACGAAGACGCCACCACGACUGGGUCUGCUGCCGCUGCUGACAAGGACGAUGUUGAUGACGAUGAUGAUGGUGAAGAUGAUGAAGAAGAAGGGAAGGACGAGGAGCAGCAUGUGAGCGUGGAAGCGUUUGAGCGAAUGAACUUGUACGACGUGCUGCAAGUGGACAAGACGGCCUCCGUGGCCAAAAUCCGCAGGGCCUACUACAAGCUCUGCCUGAAGAACCACCCCGACCGCAAUCCAGAGGACAAGAAGGACGAGGCAGCCCGCCGCUUCCAACGCAUCAGCCACGCCUACAACGUGCUCUCAGAUGCAGUGCGCAGGCACAUUUACGACACGCAGGGCGACGGCACCACCGCCAGCAGCAGCAGCCGCAGCAGUGACAAGCUGCGUGCACUGCAUACGGGCGACCAGGAGUUUCUUGCCAUGGACUUUGCCAUCAGGUUCAAGGAGUUCCUUCCGCUGCUGGAACUCAUUCCCGCCAUGGAGAAGCGGUACGGGUUCAAGUCUGGCGAGGUGCAGCUCGAUGUCCCGGGCAUGGGCGAGGAGCAGUGCCCCGGCGACGCCACGUGCGACAUCAUCUCACUCCCUCACCCGACACAGCGCCUCUCGCUUGCCCUGUGCCUCUCCCACAAGCGGCUGCACCAGCACACGGCGGCAUGCCACACCUCUGCACACGCGUGCAUCCUGCUGGCCCGCUGCCUCCAGCGCGAGUGGAAGGAGGACGUGCACCGCAACUGGGUCAUCCAGCAAAGCAUGCCCGACGACCCCGUGCGCCCAAACUAUCCGUACUGGUUCAACAUUCGCAGUGGCGUGUCGUCCUGGUGCACGACGGACGACGGCAGCGACACCACACCACCGGCUUGGGCCACACAGGACCACGAGUGCACAAAGGACGAGUGCGGCUCGUUCGGCUUCACGCGGCUCAUGGACAACAUCUGGAUCUGUCGCAGGUCCGGGACACUGCACCUGUGCACGCCAACCCAGUGCCACUAUCGUGAGCCUGCGCCACAGGCCGUUGUUGCGCGCAUCUCCAUGCCCGCGUCAGCGUCCACGACCCCUGCUGCUGCAAGGGCAAGGCCCCAUCGCACCCCUACCUCCACCACACCCAGAACACACCAGCAUCAAAAACACAAACAGCCGCAGGCACAGGAUGCCAGCAGCGCACCCAAGCAAGCCUCUGCCACGGAACCAGCCAUGGCACCAGCCACUGCCGCAAAUACAGCCCCCACACCCCAAACAGAACAGCAGCAGCAGCAGCAGCAGAAGAAGAAGAAGAAGACGGACAAGCAAGAAGACACAGCGAACAAGGCAGCACCAACGACGCCUGCGCCUGCACCUGCGCCUGCAGCAACAGCAGCGACGACAGCCACAUCACGGGGCGGGGCCGUGGUGUGCUGGGCGACGCGGCUGCUGUUCAACGAGGACGGGCAGGACGCGCUGCUCGAUGCCGCCGGUCGCCAAUACUCGUAUGAUGGCGGCACAGACUCUGAGCUCCGCGUCAUCGAGUACGAAGUGCCUGCGACUGGUGAACGCGUGCGGAAGGUGAUUGAGCGGCCCGUGGGCAGCAACGUCGGCCGCCGCGUGCGUAUGGAGAAGGGCGUGCCUGUGAUUCCGCGCACGCCCGUCUCGGACAGCGCGUCACCGCCGCGGUAUGGGGACGUGUCCCCGAACUACGGCGACAUCUCGCCACAGUUUGGUGGCGAGUCACCGCUGUACCGCACGUCCAUGGAGUACAUUGCCCACCUGGAGCGAAAGGCGGCGCAGGUCGCGAAGCGCGAGCACGACGAGCUGGCAGCCAUUCACGAGCGCCGGCGGCGGGAGAUGAAGGAGCAGGGGUGGGAGAGCCCACCAGCAGCAUCAGAGGCGCCGUGGGAGCAGCUGGAGACGGCGUUUGCAGCAACACCCGCGCACCACCCCGUGGAGGCAAUUACAUCGCCAACGGCAACAGCGGCAUCAUCCGGCGUGCAGGCGGAGCUGGCAGAGGUGGACGCCCUCCGCGAGGAAGACGAGGUGGACACGAGCAAUGGUGGUGGCAAUGGUGGUGGUAGUGGUGAUGGUGGUGAUGGUGGUAGUGGUGGCAGGGGUGGCACAGCACAGCCCAAGGGGGAGGUGAAAGACGAAGAGCAAUUUGCACAAGAAGAACCGCAACAAGCAGAAGGGGACGAAGAGGAAAAGGCUGCGGCCAGCACACGGCGGGCGAAAGGGCGACGUAAGCAGCCAAGGCAGCGCAACACACGCGCCGUGAAGAAGGAGGAAGAGGAACCUGUCGAGCUGCCAGACAUUGAUCUGCACACGGGUGUGAUGACGCGUGCUCAGCGCGCACGCCUUGCAGCGAAACGCCGCCACGACACUCAUGGCGGUGAUGGCGGUGAUAGUAGUGAGCCAGCGGGGAAGGCAGCAAAAGUCACGAGCAAGAGAGCAAGCAGUCGCAACAGCAGCAACAGCAGCAACAGCAGCAAGAGCAGCCCGAGAAGGAGAAAGAGCGAUGGGAAAAGGAAGGCCACUGCAAGUGGCAAAACACAGGGCAAGAAAGGAGCAAAGCCGAAAACGCCUGCCCGAUCCAAGCCACGCGCGACGCCAAACAACAAGCAGCAGCAGCGACAGGGACAGGGCCAGCGGCGACGGCGGCAGGGCGAGGACGGGAUGGAACAUGAGGGCCAGCGGGGGCAGCAGCACGAAUCCGUGAUGGAGCAAAUCAAGGACGACAUGCGAACGGCGCACGCGCGCAUGAAGCGGGGCCUGGUGGAUGCAGCGAUCCACGUGGGCAGCCGGGUUGCCAACCCUCAAGACACAGCCGCGGAGCCGCAGGACUUUUACAUGAAUUACGUGCAGCACGCGCUUGACGACAAGGACCACGAGCCGGAGGCGCUGGGGGAUUACGUCACGCUGCGCACGGGCGAGAAGAACUUCAACGCAAUCGAGGAUGACGAGGAGGAGCGAGGCGAGGAGAUGCAGCUGCAAGCAAGGGACGUUGUGCUGGUGCGCGAGGUGGAGGCGUACGACAACCAGCGCGCCAUCAAAUACACGUUUGAUCCGGCAUUGGGCGAGCCCGUGUCGCAACCAGCAGAAGGCAGCGACGCUGGCAGCACCAGCACAGCACUGCGGGUGUACGACGGCCAGAUGUACAAGGUGCUGCCCAAACCAGAGACAUAUCGCGUUGCUGAUGCGGGCAAGCUGCGACGGCUGCCGCCACACCUCGCACACACGCCAGGCCCGCCCGUGGUGAACGCAAAAGCAGGUCUCAAGGGCAUGCCGCACCCGCUUCGCCGACCAAAGAAGAAGCCAGGUACCGAUACACAGCACCCAGCAGGCGGCAGCGGUGGUGGCGGUGUUGCGCAUGGAGACCACGCGGGAUCAUCAGCAGAUCAGCCACCGCACAAGCGCGCGCGUGUUGCGACCAACAAGUAGUUUGUUUGUCAUGCAUGUACAUGUUUCAGCACCACGAUUCGCCAACCAUGAUACUGAUUCCUGCGUCAGGUUUCCCCGCCGCCCCCCCACCCCUUCUCUAUCACUCUCUCACCUUUUCCCCCUUUUGCUUUGGCCUUCAUGUUCCCAUGCUAAUGUGAAUUGGGUUGAUGCGUUUAUUGUUGCUGUGAGGCACCAGGCAAGCAAGAUUCGCGCUUGCAUGCUCCACAGCGUCGUCAUCAUCAUUCUUGUCGCAAUGGCACGCUUUGGCGUGUGGUGACACUCGACAUGCAUGGGUGAGAUGAAUCAAUGAAACAGAUUACGAAC